CGAACCGAACCGGCUUCUCGUAACCACAUAAACGAAGGUCCUUUCAUUUCGAUAAAUAUCCGCGGAACAGAGCUCUCAAACAAACAAACAAACAAACCCUAAAUCGACGACGAUGAUGAUCAGGCAAGCUGCGAAGAAGGCUCUAGGGAUUACGUCACGCCAAUCAACUCCUUGCUCCGUCGGUAUCUUCCGAUCGUACCAUGAGAACGUCAUCGACCACUACGACAAUCCCCGCAACGUCGGCUCUUUCGAUAAGAACGAUCCCACCGUCGGCACGGGUCUCGUGGGGGCUCCCGCCUGCGGUGAUGUAAUGAAGCUGCAAAUCAAGGUCGAUGAGAAGACCGGUCAAAUCAUCGAUGCUCGCUUCAAGACCUUUGGUUGUGGCUCCGCCAUCGCCUCUUCAUCUGUCGCAACUGAAUGGGUGAAAGGGAAAGCUAUGGAGGAAGUCCUGACCAUCAAGAACACCGAAAUCGCCAAGCAUCUUUCUCUCCCACCUGUGAAGCUCCAUUGCAGUAUGUUGGCGGAGGACGCCAUCAAGGCAGCUGUGAAAGAUUACAAGGAGAAGCGUGUGAAGACAAAUGGUGCUUGAGAAACCACGCAGGCUUGAUUCCUUCUGUUGAUGUUUAUACCAUUAUGUGUAUAUGAUGGUGAAAACAGGGGAGUUGUAGAAGAGGACCUAUAUGGUUAUGUUCUCUUAAAGGUUCAAGUCUAAGAAGUACUUUUUAAUAAACUCUGUUUGACAAAAACAUCUGAGAAGAAUGAUUUACUUUUGCUCUGUAGUCUUUGUUGUUUGAUGUUUUGUAAUGAUUUUUCCUUUCUUUGUGAGAUUUAUAUCAUGGAGUAUUUUGAUA
Brassica napus (rape) is the source of this 851-nucleotide messenger RNA. RefSeq names its product iron-sulfur cluster assembly protein 1. The coding region runs from base 113 to 589 and encodes 158 amino acids. Gene Ontology annotation, molecular function: ferrous iron binding; 2 iron, 2 sulfur cluster binding. The record is from RefSeq and is a predicted model, not a curated record. NCBI's taxonomy places the organism in Eukaryota, Viridiplantae, Streptophyta, Magnoliopsida, Brassicales, Brassicaceae. Gene Ontology annotation, cellular component: cytoplasm; mitochondrial matrix. The transcript is spliced from 3 exons. Gene Ontology annotation, biological process: intracellular iron ion homeostasis; iron-sulfur cluster assembly.